Pleurotus ostreatus (oyster mushroom) is the source of this 1527-nucleotide messenger RNA. RefSeq lists its product as uncharacterized. The record is from RefSeq and is a predicted model, not a curated record. Bases 1 to 1527 code for a protein of 508 amino acids. NCBI's taxonomy places the organism in Eukaryota, Fungi, Basidiomycota, Agaricomycetes, Agaricales, Pleurotaceae. The transcript is spliced from 3 exons.
AUGAACGGUGAUCGACCGACAGAAGUAACUGCACUUCUUGACCGCGUACGCUCACCAGACCUCCCGCUCGUUCCCUCAAUUGCCCCGACGCUCGCUCAUGUCUCCACCCUCGACGUACAGCACAUCACCGCUGACGACCUCUGCCCUCACGACCUCGCAGACGCUCCCCCAGAGGUCAGAGUCGCUUACACGCUCAUUGUCCUCCUCAGACUACGCCAACUCAGGCUGCACAAGCGGCCCAGAACGAACAACUUGUGGGAAUUAUGGAAGGAAUUAGAAGAGAAUGCAAAUGAUGUCGAACUUCUUGAUGCACACAUCGCCAGUGCCUGGAGUCUCUUCGUUUCCGAGUAUCACAAUGCGGUUGAGGUAGAGGACGCUCUCUGGAUAGCUUUCCCUGAGGACCAUUCCAAAGACUCUCGCCGUCUCAGAGUCGUCGACUUUCUUUACGGCGAGGACAGCCCCAGGGCGCUAGUCACCCACCGACUGGUGCAGCUGAGUCUGCUCAGACGAUGGAAGCAAGGCGCAUUCCCCGAGGAUACAUUCGCCAGUAUCUCUCCACGAAUCAUCUUAGACCGAUACGACAACCUUGGCACGCCUCGGAUAUAUCAUAUCCUUGACAACGUCUGCGGCGCUAUCCAAUUGUUUCUUUUGGCCUCGUAUCUCCUAUACCCCCCAAUCGUCAGUAUCGUCGACGCUCCUCACGUUAGCUCAGACUACGGUCUCCGCGAGAUAUUCAUCGUUAUCUUGUCACUGUCCCUCGCCAUUCGAUCAUGGUCUAUGGUGGCCAUACCCCCUCUCCUUGCCUUUUGUGCAUUCAUGUUAUCUCUUCCGGCAGUUCCAAUUCCAGGCUCUACCGCGUUCUUCAUUCUACUUCUCGCAUUCGCGCUUCAAAUCCUUGCGCUGCACCUACCCAUCCCCACGAGCCCCCUCCUUUUCCUAGACCCCGAGAAUCCCCUCCCUCUCGCCUCCCUCUUCAGCCUCGCAAUAGCGAAGACUGCAGCCCCCGCAUUCCGGUUCUUCCUCCCUGUUUUCACAAUUUGCUUCGUUCUACUUUCGUAUUCACUAGCGGACACAUUUUCCUUAAAGAUCAUGUCCAACCUGGAAUUUCCUAUCCCCACUUUCUCAGUCAUUCCAAUCCCCAUCGAGACUCGUUCCGCCUUCCUUUUCAUCCUGGCGAUCAUCUUCAUUUCGUUCCUCUCGUCUCUGGCGAUCCUUAUGAAUGUUUUACCCAAAAAUUGUGCUUCCCCUACUCUCGAGAGGUGGGAUCGGUAUACCAAGCCUGUUGGCCUUGAAGCCCGCCGAGCUUUCAUUUAUGCUGUGGUUUAUCACAGCUCCCCUUAUAUGUUUCCUCCUCCGUUCAAUCUUUUACAUCUCGUUUUCGUUCGUCUUCCCAAGACUGUGGCUCGAAUGAUACACAUCGAUGACCGAUAUAUAGAGGAUUGGAACAAGUAUCUAUGGCGGGUUAUUGUAGGACCGCUUGUAGCUGCCAUGACAGUCGUUGUGUGGACACUUCGACAGACUGAAUAG